Messenger RNA from Trachymyrmex cornetzi, 1219 nucleotides. RefSeq names its product protein deglycase DJ-1. The record is from RefSeq and is a predicted model, not a curated record. Gene Ontology annotation, cellular component: mitochondrion; cytoplasm; nucleus. The transcript is spliced from 4 exons. Lineage: Eukaryota; Metazoa; Arthropoda; Insecta; Hymenoptera; Formicidae. Gene Ontology annotation, biological process: glyoxal metabolic process; response to oxidative stress; glycolate biosynthetic process. Bases 173 to 772 code for a protein of 199 amino acids.
AUCAUGAAACGUAGUUGGUCGGAUCAACACAUGUGAUUGUUGUGACGUUGAAUCACAUUGAACAGACUUCCCCAAAUACAACUGUUUUCUCGACUUCUCUCUCUCGAAUUCAUCAUCUUUAUCCGAAUAAAAUAGAAGUUUAACAUUAUUCUGUAGAAUACGCACAUACGUAAUGGCAAAUGUAAAGAACGAAGUGAAAACCGCAUUGGUGUUGCUCGCCGAUGGAACGGAGGAAAUGGAGGCUGUGAUAACUAUCGAUAUCUUACGGCGCGCCGGGAUCACAGUUACUGCAGCUGGUGUACAAGACAGCAAUUGCGUGAAAUGCAGCCGCGAUGUCAAGAUCUGCACAGACGUUCUAUUUAAGGAUGCUCAGGAGAAGAGUUACGAUGUUGUUGUUUUGCCUGGUGGUCUCGGUGGAGCUAAGACAUUUACAUCUUCAAAGGAGGUUGGAAGGUUGUUACAAAAGCAGGACAAGGAGAACAAAUUAAUAGCAGCUAUCUGUGCAGCUCCUACAGCUUUAAAAGCGCAUAAUAUCGGCAAAGGAAAACGAAUCACCUCUUACCCAAGUAUGAAAAGAGAUCUGUGUGACUCCUACGACUAUCAGGAUGAUAAGAACGUGGUGAUUGAUGGCAAUCUCAUAACUAGCCGAGGACCAGGAACGGCUUUUGAUUUCGGGCUAACUAUUGUUGAGAUAUUAAUAAAUCUUAAAGAAGCCACGGAUGUCGCGAAUAAGUUACUAUAUAAAUACGAAAGCUGUAUAAACGCUGUGUAAAUUUCUUUAAACACUUUGUAGUUAUGGCUAUAAAGUGUUUGUGUGUAAGUUUGGUGCUUUCCAGCAAUGAAUUGACUGAAACGUUGCUUAGCUUUUUUAUUUUACCACCACAGUGAAAUAAAAAAAAAGAUCUCCUACAUCUAUAUCCGAGUAUAAUCUUAAAAUCUCUUAUUGGAGUAUCACUUCUAGAAAAAUAAGUGGUAAAAUGUAAAAAUUUGGUGUUCGUGAAAUGAUAUAAAAUAGUACAGUUGAACACAAUAUUUUAAUUGCGUACACUCGUGUCGAUUUGUUUGUAUCACAAUUGAAAAAUACGUAAUCGUACAUGUGUCGCCUAUGCUCAUUGUUGGAAAGCAGAAAGAUUUAUAUGCUCUAAACGCACACAUACAAAUUAAAAAUGUAGUUGUUACAUUUAAACAAGAAAUUAUAUGUAAUAUAUAUAGAAACGCA